AUGGACAUCUCUUCCAAUACUGUCAAAGAGCGUACGAGACACACCGGCGCUUACAAGAUUCCGGCUAUUGAUGUUUCUGGGUUGAUAGGUUUGAGUUCUCGUCUGAAAGGGGAGGUUCUCCGUAACUUCAAUCAUGAUUAUGGCAAUUUGCUCUCCAUCCUCAACACAUCUUUUGAUCUGAUGGCAUUGAUCACCCUAUUUCAGUUCUAUGAUCCACAGUUGAGAUGUUUUACAUUCCAGGAUUAUCAACUGGUCCCAACACUCGAGGAAUUUUCUUACAUACUCAACAUCCGAAUUACUGAUGAUGUACCUUUCGUUCGAGUUCCCAAGGUCGUGAGGGCUGAGGAGGCGGCUAAGAAAGAGCGUUGGGUUGAUUUUAGUCGUUUGCUUGCUAUCAUGAUUUACGGCAUUGUCUUGUUCCCAUCAAGGGAGAAAUUUGUGAGUUUGUCGGCGAUUUGUGUCUUCAUGAACAAAAACCCCGUGCCAACGUUGCUUGCAGACGCCUAUUUUGCGAUCCACUCUAGAAAUAAGAAGGGAGGAUAUGUUGUUGGUUCUUGUCUUCCGUUGUUGUAUCGUUGGUUUAUGCUACAUUUGCCGGUGAAAGGACCAUUUGUGCUCAAAAAGAGUUCUCUUCCGUGGUCAGAUAGGAUUGUUAACCUCACAUCUUAUGACAUCAGAGGUUGUAUUAGUUAUAAUCCCACGCUCGCUUACCGUCAAUUGGGAUAUGCAAUGGAAGGGUCUCAGAAGCAUGUAGAAGCGUUUGAAUCAGUGUACUUUGCCGAUGGUAAAGAUCCUUUGGAGCUAGAAAAGAUAGCGUCUUCUUGGACUAGAGUCCAUAGGGGAGAUCAAACCACUCUAAGUAAGAAGGUUCCUGUAGCUAUGGGUCCUUACAGGGAGUGGGUCGAUGCAAGAGCUGCAGAUUUGUUGUUGCCAUUUGCGAGGUCGGAUCCAUUGUACGAACAACCUCCUGUGGUCUUGUCUGAUAUAGUUGCUGCUGAGCUCUAUACUCAAGCCAAGACGGAUAACAUCAAACUUCAAGCAAAGGACAAAGAGGUUGGCUUGGAGAGUUAUUUUCGAAAUCAAGAAAAGGCGGAAUUGGCUCGUAAGCUCAAGCAUGCGCAAGGUGAAGGUUCAAGCAUGACACGUGCUCCAAGGCAAUCUCAUGACUUAAUGGAGGAAAGCUUGUACCGAAAACAGCAAGAAUGUGUGAAGUUGCGAAGGUCUGAAAACAAUAGCAAGAGAAAGGUGCAGGAUUCGAAAAAGCAAUUGAUGGAAGAAAAGGCCAAGUCACCUCAACUUGAAGAAGAGCUCGCAAGACUCCGAGCCCAACGGAGAGGAGAUGGAGGAGCUCAUUCUGUUAUCAGACGAUCCUAG
This is a messenger RNA of Vicia villosa (hairy vetch), 1374 nucleotides long. RefSeq lists its product as uncharacterized. The coding region runs from base 1 to 1374 and encodes 457 amino acids. The transcript has 3 exons. Lineage: Eukaryota; Viridiplantae; Streptophyta; Magnoliopsida; Fabales; Fabaceae. The record is from RefSeq and is a predicted model, not a curated record.